UCCCCCAUAAUUCUAUUUUGUUUUGUUCUCAUUUUUUCCACAUUGUACAAUGUCUAUGCGAAGGAACAUUUCCCCUUUCGUCCUCCUCGUCACUGUCGUCCUCACGUUAGCACCAUCAUGUUUGGAGGCCCUUCACCAUCAACAUUAUUAUUAUUCUCAUCAUAAUAAUGUGGCACACAGUAUUAAUCUGAACCACUUGGACGAAGAAUCUGGGUAUGACUCCAGAGCAUACCCUUCGUAUAAUUUGGAAGAUAUGAGGAGUACGAUGAGGUUUUUAGCUUCGGUUACGACAGUUAAUGUCGAUGACUACGGUGCUAAGGGUGAUGGAACUCAUGACGAUACACUGGCGUUUCAAAAAGCUUGGAAAGCAGCAUGUUCAUCUACUGCUACUACAGCUGUUUAUUUUCAAGUUUCCAAGAAGAAGAAUUAUCUUCUGAGACCAAUUUCAUUUUCUGGGCCAUGCAAGUCUGCCAUUACAGUUCAGAUCUAUGGAAGUAUUGAAGCAUCUGAUGAUCGAUCCGACUACGAGGAAGAUCGGAGUCAUUGGCUUAAAUUUUCUAGCGUCCAAAAUUUGAUGGUUGAAGGUGAUGGAACUAUUAAUGGAAAUGGGAAAAUUUGGUGGCAAAAUUCUUGUAAAGUCGAUACAUCUCUUCCAUGCGAAAAUGCACCUACGGCUUUGACAUUCUACAUGUGCAAGGAUUUGAUAGUUAAAAACCUUAGAAUCCAAAACGCACAGCGAAUGCAUGUCUCCUUCGACAAAUGCACAAACGUUCGUGCUUCCAACCUUGCCGUGACUGCACCGAAAGAUAGUCCCAACACCGAUGGAAUCCAUGUAACAAAAACAACAAAUAUUCAAAUAUCCGAUUGCACCAUUGGAACCGGCGAUGAUUGUAUUUCGAUUGUUAGUGGCUCCCAAAACGUUGAAGCAACAGGUAUCACUUGUGGCCCCGGACAUGGAAUCAGCAUUGGAAGCUUAGGGUCUGGGAAAUCGAAGGCUUAUGUGUCUAACGUUGUUGUGAAUGGAGCAAAGCUAUCUGGAACCGAAAAUGGAGUCAGGAUCAAGACAUGGCAGGGAGGAUCUGGAAGUGCAAGCAACAUCAAAUUUCAAAACAUAGAAAUGCAUGAUGUGAAGAACCCCAUAAUUAUAGACCAAAACUAUUGCGACCAAAAGGGCCCAUGCAAAUACCAGAGUUCAGCUGUUCAAGUAAAAAACGUGGUAUACGAGAACAUAGCAGGCACGAGUGCGACGGAGAUAGCGGUGAAGUUUGAUUGUAGCAAGAAUCAUCCGUGCAAGGGAAUAGUGAUGAAGAAUGUGGAGUUGGUAGGGGAAGGAGAUGAAGUUGCAAAAGCUGAAUGCAACAAUGUGAGGUUCAGCAACCUUGGAACUGUCUCACCAAAAUGCCCACCACCUUAAUUAGGUUCACAAUCACACACAGGACUAAUAUAAUGAUAAGAUUAAUAAUGUUGUACCAUUAUACAUACAGACAUUCAUUCUACAGUAGAAGAAUCAUAUCAUAGGGAUUCCUUCAUUAUAAUUAAGUUCAUUAAACAAUAAUGUACGUUGAUUGUAGGUGUUAUAUAUGAAAAUAAGAUUGAUUGUAUGUAAUGAAUGGGA
Molecule: messenger RNA, 1615 nt
Organism: Ipomoea nil (Japanese morning glory)
Lineage: Eukaryota; Viridiplantae; Streptophyta; Magnoliopsida; Solanales; Convolvulaceae
Product: polygalacturonase-like
Exons: 9
Coding region: 50-1414 (454 amino acids)
Biological process (GO): pectin catabolic process; anther dehiscence; fruit dehiscence
Molecular function (GO): polygalacturonase activity
Source: RefSeq, a predicted model, not a curated record